AAUCAAAAACCCAAUUUGCUUAUCAAGCUUGUCUGUGAAUCCCUCCCUACCAAAAUGGUCGAUGCUAUAAUUUCCUUUGUCCUAGACCAGCUAAAGACAACCAUCGUUGAUAAGGCCUCUGAAGAGGUGGGGCUGCUAGUUGGUAUUGAGGAAGAAGUGGAAAAGCUUGAAAGAAAUCUUCGUCUCAUCAAUACUGUUCUCCGAGAUGCUGAGGAGAAGAAAAGAAGGGACGAUCUUGUCAAGGAAUGGCUGGACAGCCUCAAAGAAGCUUCUUACGACAUGGGCGACGCGUUGGAUGAGUGGAGAACUACAGUAGAGAUCGAAGCACUUGAAGCACAAAAUGCUGCUUCUCGGAAGAGGAAACUGUGCAAUUUCAUUUCGUCCUUUUCUAUUGGUCGUGUAUAUACCCGUCGUAAAAUUGCCCUCAACGUAAAGGAAAUCAAUCAAAGAUUAGAUGAUAUUGUAAAGGAGAAAGAGAAGUAUCAGUUGCAGCUGAUGUCGAUAUGUAACACAAUCAAUCAUCCUCAACAACGGCCAGAAACUUCGUCUUUUGUGGAUGUGUCAAAACUAUGUGGCCGGGGUAAGGAGAAGGCAGAAAUACUGAACUAUUUGUGGGGAAGGAGUGGUGAAGAGGAGACUGUUGAACUAAUCACUACCAUAUCUAUUGUAGGGAUGGGGGGGUUAGGAAAGACUGCUCUUGCACAACUGAUAUGCAAUGAUGAUGAUGUUAAAGGGCAUUUUGACAGGGUAAUCUGGGUUUGUGUCUCUGACCUUUUUAAUGAGAGAAGAGUUGCGAGGGCAAUCAUUCAAGGGCUUGAAAAACCUACUGGUGCUGCUGCAUAUGGCCUAGAAUCGAAUCCAUUGCAGGUCCUUUUGGAAAGGAUUUCGAGCUAUAUCCAGGGAAUGAAAUAUUUUCUUGUUUUAGAUGAUGUUUGGGAUGGAAAUAAAGGUGAGAGGUGGGAAGGACUGAAAACCACUUUCAAAUUCGGUGCCCCAGGAAGCAGAAUUUUGGUUACCACACGCGAUGCUGAAGUUGCAAAAAUGAUGGGGUCCUCUUCCUCACAAAUCAUUUUUCUGGAGAAAUUGACUGACGAGCAAUGUUGGUCAAUAGUUAAACAUAUUGCAUUAGAAGGAAGGCAUGAUCAGAAUUUGGAGAAAAUUGGGAGGGAAAUUGCAGAGAAGUGGUCGGAUGGUAAUGCAGAUUUGGAGUCAAAAGGGGAAGAGUACUUCCGCAUCUUAGUAGACCGCUCUUUCUUUCAAGAUUUUAGAAUGUUUGAAGGAGAGCUUCUUUGUUGUAAGAUGCAUGACAUACUACAUGAUUUUGCUUCGCAUUUGGCGGAGAAUGAGUUUGCGAUGAAAGAGAUCAACUCAGACCAUUUGACUGUAGAUGGGUCAAAGAAUCGUCACUUGAGAGUGAUGAUUGAUGCAAGGAUCCCUUUUCCUACAUCUAUUUCUGGUGCAGAAAAAUUGCGAACCCUUAUAACUUUCACUAGAGAGGGUGCACUGACUUAUGAGGCCUUGGGCAGCUUGUUUAAUCAUUGCAGACGCUUAAGGGUAUUGAGUUUUGCUUGGCCUGAUGGAACUGAUCAUUUAUGCAAAGAAAUUCCUGAAGGAAUAGGGAAAUUGAUACACUUGAGAUUCUUUCACUUGGGUUCUAGUCAAAAAUUAGAAAGGCUGCCUGAAGCACUCUGCAACCUACUUAAUUUGGAGUGUUUGGAUUUGUGGAACUGUGGAAAUCUCAAGCGGUUGCCAGAUUCAAUAGGAAAAUUAAUCAACUUGAGGUAUCUUUACACUGCUGGUUGCUCUGCUCUCACUCAAUAUCCAAAAGGCGUACAGAAAUUGACUUCUCUUAGAUAUUUAAGUGGGCUCAUUGCCAGAGCUGAUCGUAAUGAUGCUAAAGAAUUUUGCCUUGCCGAUCUUGGAAACUUGAAGCACCUCCGUGUACUGCAUUUGAAAGUGGUGGGGAAUUCAAUCGAUAUGGAGCAGGCUGGAAAAGCUCAACUUCAGGACACCCAGAGUUUGCAUAUAUUUUUAGCUGGCAGUAUUCAGAGAGCAGACAUAAUUGAAGCCUUAUACCCACAUCGAAACAUACCAUAUUUAAGGUUCUACAGCGACUACGGGUUUGGUCCUAGUGAACGCAAAAGGUAAUCCAUUUAUCCCAUAUAAAUGCUCUUUUUCAGUUUUCCCAAUGAGAGAUCAUCCUAUGUAUGCGCUCUUCAAAUUGAAAUUUUUCUUCAAACAUUGCUGAUUUCUAAUUAAGCUUCCUCAUACUAACCAAAUAUGGACUUUGCUUUGCAAUUGACUGCUUCAGUGCUUCUCUGUGGGAUGCAGCUUACUUUCCCAAGGUAAUGUUUUAUACCUUAUAGAGCAGUAAUGCUUUCAUUUUUCUAAUUUAAAAAGUAUUGUAUUGUAUAAAAUGUAUAAUUUAAA
Molecule: messenger RNA, 2430 nt
Organism: Rubroshorea leprosula
Lineage: Eukaryota; Viridiplantae; Streptophyta; Magnoliopsida; Malvales; Dipterocarpaceae
Source: the annotation of a GenBank genome assembly